This is a messenger RNA of Drosophila gunungcola (fruit fly), 1518 nucleotides long. RefSeq lists its product as uncharacterized. The record is from RefSeq and is a predicted model, not a curated record. Bases 90 to 539 code for a protein of 149 amino acids. Lineage: Eukaryota; Metazoa; Arthropoda; Insecta; Diptera; Drosophilidae. The transcript has 6 exons.
GUUCAAAUAUUUUAUUUUCAUAUAGUUGACGUAGACUUAGUGUGAUUUGUCUAGGAAAGGAGACAAAUUAUUUUAAAGUCGAAUUGAAAAUGUGCCAGUCCUGUGAAGACUUUUCACCACAGUGCUGCGCCACAUUCUAUCCUAUAUGGUGCAUCAUUCUUGGAGCCUUAUUCACUGCGGGCGCAAUUUAUUUGGUAGUUGACUAUACAAAUAAAAUCGACAACCCCUUUACUUUUUCAAGGGCUGAUUGGGACGGUGACGACUGGGAUACCAUCGAAAAAAUACGCGACAGAUAUAAAACUUAUAGAAUUAUUUCUAUUAUUAAAGUCAUAAUUGACUUCACUUAUGUGGUCGCUGGAGUUUUGUUGCUGCUUGGCGAUAAAAUGAAUAAAAAAGGGUUGUUCAAUUUUGGAAAAAUCCUCAGCUAUUUCUUUCCUAUUUUUUCUGUAAUGACCGUUUUUACUAUAAUUGUCCACAUUUGCGCCGUAAUAAAACUGUGCAAGUAUAUAGAGCAACGCUGGGAGAUAGCUAACAAUUAAUCGUAUCCGAUUUCCAUUUCGAUUUAUGUCUAUGCUUGUUAAGGACAUUUUGUCGGAAAAGAAAAGCAGUGCAAUGUGAUCUAAAAUGUGUAAAAUUUUCGAGUCUUAAAAAACUCUGGCCGGCAGAACUAAAAAUUGCUUAAUAAAAUAAAUUUUUGUGACGAAAAUUAAUUAAGCACACUUUUAAAUGGUUCCCAUUUGGCCCACUUCAGCCUGGUAUUUGAAAAUUGGCCUAUCGCAGCGUGCAGAAUAGGAAUUUUUAAAUUGUUUUAAUCUUCUUUUUUUACGCGUAUUUUCAACAAAAUUUAAACUGUUCUAAAAAAAAUGUACAUGUACCUAUGCUAGAGCUAGUUGAGAACAAAGUCUCAGAAGUAUCAAGUCAAAUAUUUUAAUUUUUUUCAAUAUAGUUCACUUAGAAAAAAAGCUCAUGAGUCCAUGAACAUUUUUCAGCCAGUUAAAGUCUGUUUUCCACACUGUGUACACUGUACAUAUAUAGCUACGAAAGACAAAUUAUUUUAAAUCGGUUUGACAAUGUGCCAGUCCUGCGAAAACUAUUCACCAGAGUGCUGCGCCAAAUUCUAUACUAUAUGGUGCAUCGUACUUGGGACUUUAAGCAUUGUGGCGGGAAUUAUAAUGCUGCUAAGGAACCCUGGCGGAUAUUACCAAUUUGCUGUUUGGCAACUUCUUAUAGGCUUAAGUUAUAUAGCCGCGGGGCUUUUAAUGCUGAUUGGGGAAAAAAAGGACAAAAAAAGGUUGUUCAAGUGUGGAAAAAUUCUCAGCUAUGUUUAUGCUAUUUGUACUUGCGGCGCCAUUUUUACAAUAAUUGUCCACAUCUGCGCCGUAAUGAAACUGUGCAAGUAUAUAGAGCAACGCUGGGGAUAGCUAACAAUUAGCCGUUUCUGCUUUCCAUUUUUAUUUAUGCCUGAUCCAUAAAUUCAAAUAAACUACCGACAAAUAAUCCGAUUCCUUAUUGCUGGUU